AUGUCAAUAUUCCCCAAACUACCCUCCACACCCCUCACCAUUCUCCUCCUCUUCCUCCUCCUUUCACUCCCCGCCGACGGCGGCAGCGGGAGAGAUCGCCACGACCACGACCACCGCCGCGACCCACCGUCGAGCCACGUCAACUUCUUUCGGGGCCCGCGGCGGAGGCAGGACGCCGCGUGGUGCGGGGAAGAUCCGGCGCGGGCGUGUUCGGACAGGGAGAGGAGGACUACCUGUUGCUUCGGGAGGGUGUGUAGGGACACGCUGAGGGACGCCGGCAACUGCGGCGGGUGCGGGAGGAGGUGCCGGUUCGGGCUCGAUUGCUGCGCCGGGGAGUGCGUGGACACGAGGAAUGACGCGAGGCACUGUGGGGCGUGUUUUGAGGAGUGCCGCCCUUCCGGAGGGCGGCGGGACUGCUCGUUUGGUAUGUGUGAUUACGCUGCGGGGUGA
This is a messenger RNA of Linum tenue, 450 nucleotides long. Lineage: Eukaryota; Viridiplantae; Streptophyta; Magnoliopsida; Malpighiales; Linaceae. The record is from the annotation of a GenBank genome assembly.